Molecule: messenger RNA, 1492 nt
Organism: Phaethon lepturus (White-tailed tropicbird)
Lineage: Eukaryota; Metazoa; Chordata; Aves; Phaethontiformes; Phaethontidae
Product: molybdenum cofactor sulfurase-like
Exons: 7
Biological process (GO): molybdopterin cofactor metabolic process
Molecular function (GO): molybdenum cofactor sulfurtransferase activity
Source: RefSeq, a predicted model, not a curated record
AUGACGAGACGGUCGGCUGCAAGACCUUUUAGUCGACACGGGCUCGCGGGAGCGCCGGUCGGGACGGAAGGCGCCCGUCCCCGCGGCGGUGGAAGGUUUGUGUUUGAGGACCCUCAGCUGGUUGCCUGGCGUUUGCUCGCGCUGUACGGUUGCCUUACCACUUCGGUGCUGUCGGCCUCCUUAGGGCUGGAAGAAUCCAAGACCGGCAGCUCUCUGUCUCCAGGGGAGCAUCGCUGGGCUGUGGUGCCCGUAAGAGCUAAUGAGCCAAAUGGCACCUCUGUGUGGGCUUUGGAGAGAGAAAGUGUCCCGGAUGGCCGCCUCUGGGGCGGCAGUCCUUCCCCCCUGUGUCUGGCUCAGGGCUGCCUCUUCCCUUUCUCAACUCUCGGGCUGCCUUUCCCGGCUCUCCCAGCUGUAGCCAGUGACCACUGCCAUCGAGCUGGGCCCCCAUGCCGGUGGUUGUGGCUGUUACUCCCCACUUCAGCUCCACCUCAGAGUGGAGGCGUCUGGUGCCAAGCUGUGGGCCGCGCGGCAGGCCCUGGUCUCAGGCGGGCAACGCGCCGCAGGGCGGCCAUGGUUGAAAUACUUAAGGUAAGUGAAAUGAAAAAACUAAUAAAGGGGAUUACUUACCUUGACCAUGCCGGUUCAGCGCUUUUCCCAGAGAGUCUACUUAAAGCUUUUACUGAUGACCUCAGGAACAACAUUUAUGGCAACCCUCAUAGUCAGAAUAUCAGCAGCAAGCUGACAUAUGACACAAUCGAGCAUGUCCGAUACAGAAUAUUGCAACACUUUCACACUACUGCUGAAGAUUAUACCAUCAUUUUCACAUCUGGAUGCACAGCUGCACUUAAACUGGUAGCAGAAGUGUUCCCUUGGAUACCUGAAGGCACAAAGCAACCCAGCAGUCGAUUUUGUUACCUAACUGAUAGCCACACAUCUGUGGUGGGUAUGAGGGGGAUAACCGCCUCAAUGAAUGUCUUGUCUGUUCCAAUAAAACCAAAGGAAAUCUUUUUAUCAGAAAAGAACAAGUUACCAACUGAAGAACAAAACUGCACGACACCUCAUCUUUUCUCUUAUCCAGCUCAGAGCAAUUUUUCUGGUACCAAAUAUCCCCUUUCAUGGAUACAGGACAUAAAAUCAGGAAAACUCCACCCCAUCAAAAUACCAGGGAAGUGGUUUGUUCUACUAGAUGCAGCUUCAUAUGUGAGCAGUUCUCCAUUAGACUUGGGAGUUCACCAAGCUGAUUUUAUCCCCAUCUCAUUCUAUAAAAUCUUCGGAUUCCCAACUGGUUUAGGGGCAUUAUUGGUAAACAACCGGAUUGCCCCCCUCUUGAGGAAAACCUAUUUUGGAGGUGGAACUGCAGCUGCCUACCUUGCAGGAGAGGACUUUUAUUACCCAAGGAAAUCUAUAGCAGAAAGGUUUGAAGAUGGCACAGUCUCUUUUCUUGAUAUCAUUGCUCUGAAACAUGGAUUUGAUGUUCUGGAAAAACUCACAG